Molecule: messenger RNA, 1605 nt
Organism: Dictyostelium purpureum
Lineage: Eukaryota; Evosea; Eumycetozoa; Dictyosteliales; Dictyosteliaceae
Exons: 3
Coding region: 1-1605 (534 amino acids)
Source: RefSeq, a predicted model, not a curated record
AUGACUACUAAAUUAAUAACAUUAAUUUUUAUUUUAUUAUUAGUUAAUUGUUCCCAAAGUCUCAGGAAAUCAAAAUCAAAUACCAGCCCGGAUUUAGUAUUUACAUCAAAAGGUGGACUUAGAGGUAUAGUCUAUGAUAGUCAUCGUGUUUUCUAUGGUAUUCCAUUUGCCAGUGCUCCAGUGAAUGAAUUAAGAUGGGAGAGUCCUGUAGAACCAAAGGAUUGGAAACAUAUUAGGGAUGCAACACACCAAAAACCACAAUGCGCCCAAAGGUGUUCUCUUGGUGAUGGGGCAUGCUCAGAAGUUGGCACUUCUGAAGAUUGUUUAUAUCUUGAUGUAUUUACACCAAGAAAUGCAAAUUCAAAUUCGAAAUUACCAGUAAUAGUAUUUUUCCCAGGCGGAGGAUUUGUUGUGGGCAGUGGAAGUGUUAAACUUUAUGAUGCAACUAAAUUUGCUAAUUCCUCUGUUAUUUUUGUUAAUACAAACUAUAGAUUAGGUGUGUUGGGUUUUUUAGGAACUGAUUUAAUGAGUGGUAAUUAUGGAUUUUUAGAUCAAAUCAAGGCAUUAGAAUGGGUAAAUAAAAAUAUAGAAGCAUUUGGAGGUGACAAAACUAAAGUAACUAUUUUUGGAGAAAGUGCAGGAAGUCUUUCUGUUGCGACUCACAUGGUAUCGCCAUAUUCUAAACCCUAUUUUCAUGCAGCUAUUCUUUCAUCUACUCCAUUUUCUACCGGCUUAAAAGAUAAAUCAAAAGCUAGAGGUUAUGCUACCAGAUUUGCAAACUUUAUUAACUGUAAUGUCGAAGAUAUAACCUGCCUUCGUAGUAAAUCAAUGGAAGAGAUAUUAGAUGCACAGGCCAAAGUAAGAAUGCAAGUUGGUGAAAAAGUACUAGAUACUUUUACUAUUUGGGCACCAAUCGUCGAUGGAGAUAUCAUCCCAAAACAACCAUUAACUGCAGCUAAAGAUGGUGAGGUCCACAAUGUUCCAACAAUUAUUGGUAAUGUAUAUGAUGAGGGAAUAAUUUUUGUUUAUUUAACACACCCAAACAAAAUCAAUCCACGUCUUUACCCCAAAUACCUUUCAUUAAUGUUUCCGCUAACCUGGAGUCAAAUCAUCACUAAAUAUCCAGCUUCUGGUAAAGACGCAAGACCGGCCUUAUCAAGAGUAAUUAACGAUUAUUUAUUCCGUUGUCCUGAUAGAUAUUUUUUAAACAAAUUGGUAAAAUCCUCAAAACAUAAAGAACCAGUGUAUCACUAUUUUUAUAGCCACAUAAAAUCUAGCGGUCAUCCAUUAGAACAUUGUGAUGGUAGAGUUUGCCAUGGCACAGAAUUAAGUGUUUUCUUUAAUAGCUAUGAAGCAAUGGGCGAAGAAUUAACUCAAUAUGAACGCGAAAUGGCAGUUUCAAUCAAUAACUAUUUUGUUAACUUUGCAAAAACCCACAAUCCAAGCGAAGGCUUGAAAGUCCCAAUUGAUUGGAGUCCAGUUUCAAAGUCUCAAAAUGUAACAUUAGUUAUUGAUGAUGGUUUCGAACUGGAUCAUGACAAAAUUACAAAUGAUCCAAAAUGUGAUAUGUUUGAUAGACUUUCAUAUGGAGGAUAUACAAAAUAA